This is a messenger RNA of Struthio camelus australis, 2876 nucleotides long. The record is from RefSeq and is a predicted model, not a curated record. Lineage: Eukaryota; Metazoa; Chordata; Aves; Struthioniformes; Struthionidae.
CGGCGCCCUCGGCUGCAGGGGGAGGUGGCCUAUGAGGAGAGGGCGUGCGAAGGCGGGAAGUUCGCCGCCGUGGAGGUGACCGGGAAGCCGUUUGAUGAAGCCUCGAAGGAAGCGGUGCUCAAGCUCCUGAAAUACGUCGGAGGAAGCAAUGACAAGGGGGUUGGAAUGGGCAUGACUGCCCCUGUCUCCAUCCCAAGCCAGUUUCAAGCCAGCCCUCCCUGUCCUAGCGAUGACAGCAUUAAGAUUGAAGAGAGACAGGAGAUGACCAUUUAUUCCACGCAGUUUGGUGGCUACGCCAAAGAGGGCGAUUAUGUGAAUUAUGCUGCCAAGCUGAAGUCUGCUCUGGGGACUGAAGCAGUGUACCGCAAGGAUUUCUACUUCUGCAAUGGCUACGACCCCCCUAUGAAGCCUUAUUGGCGACGCAAUGAGGUCUGGUUUGUGAAAGAGUGAGCAUCUGGUGCUAGCCCCUGGCACUGAGAGCCUCCUCACCCUAUGUCCCUGUCCUCUUCAAAAGAAACUAACAAUUUGGCAGAGGCAGAAAACCAUCAUCCCUUCCCUUCGCACCCAUGCCUUGGUCCUUUAACGGACCAACCUUUUCAGAAGAACAGCACAAAGCCCUGACAAUGCCUCCUUCCCAGGCCUGGCUUCUCCUUCCCUCCAGAGUCCUCAGCCACACAGCCUCUCAUGAUCUCUCAGUGGCUUGCUCUUAUCUUCCCUUAUGCUCCCAGAGGGAGCUGAGACAGCCGAAGUACUUAAUUAGCAAGACUGGUGCCUGACAGGAGUCAUGUCCAAAUGCUGGCAGACUGCUAGGCUUACCUCAGGCAGGCAGGAGGAUGUGACCAAAGUGCAUACGGGGACUUUUUUAUCUUCUUGAGCUUACUGCAGCUUUAAAUGCUGCUUUUAUCUGUGCCAUUCCAAAAAGCAGUCUAAAGGGGCAUGGAUGUUUGCUACCAACGCCGUCCAGUGAAAAUGAGCGUCCUCUUCAUUUUCUCAUAGUGUGAAGUAGAAGCAGCACUUUUGCCAUCUGACUGAGAAAUGUCAUUUAGAGAAAGAUCCCAGUUUCUGUUUAUGAAAUCUCUUCUGUUUGAGAGGUGGGACGUUUUGGGGUAUGAUAUGUCCUGAUCUUAGCUAGGUGCUGGACAGUGUGAUGUCCAGGAGCAUUUUCCUCACCUUCCUAUUGUGUGCAGUAUUCUUCUCUAAAACUAGCUUACACAGGGACCACAGUUGAAAUGUGCAUGUUAAUCUAAUUGGAUUAGAAGAAUACAAACUGUGAAAGAAGCGGGUACCUGUUACUUAUGAUCUGAGUGUGAAUUUCAAGAAUGGUGAGCAUCUAGUCGUGGGAGCAACUGUGGGUGCAGCUCCUUUGAAAAGCUCCCUUUAUUGGUGUCAUUUCCAGAGGGGCUACUUUGAGCAGCUGUCUUUAAAGGACGAAAACUGGUUGUUCUCGAGAACAGGGAUUUACUUAUCAAAUAAUGAGUAGCCGUUUCUGAAAUUUCAAGUAAAAUAGUAAGGAUAAGUCUUGUUUUAGGAACACUAUGAUUGUUUUAACUGUUAUGCAUUAAACCAGCAUUUUAGCUGCCGGCUCUCUACCAGGCAGGCAGCAGGAGGCCUGUAAUGGGAACACGCACGCGCACCAUGUUACAGUGGGUGCCUGUGUAAUUGUUAAGUUCAACUAAAAGGUGUUUUCCUGUGGUGCUAAAGCGCCUCAAAGUCCAGGUGCUUUCUCUCUAGAGUGGAGAGAGAUUUUUUUCAGAUGGAAGCCAAGUUCUGACUAGUCAGGAGCUUUUUGACAUGUUUCCUUUUUCUGAAAGCAAAUCUCAGCAGUAAAAGGAGAAAGAACUUUGUUGUGGGCCUCACAAGAGAGUUUCAGUUCCCUAUGUGUAAAAGCAGCUGGUCAGACUGAGAAAAAAGAGCACAUUAGUUUAAUUUUCAAAAACAAAAGCAAAGGGAAGACUAUUGUCUGCAGUUAUUGAUUGCUGCACAGGGAAGGAGGAAUCAAAAGGAAAUCAAGGUAGACAAAGAGUUAGAGUUCAGGAGAUGCAACCAGGAAGCACUUUUCUGAGGAGCAAAAGUUCUUCUAAGGCUGUCCCCAAAGCCAAAGGAACUUAGGCAUAUCCUGGCUUAUUUUUACCUGCAUGGGUGAGGAAUGGAGGGAUGCAGUGCUGCCUGCUUUAUGUAUUCAUGGAUUGAUUUGGGGACUCUUGCAUAGCCUUUCUAUAGAUAUGGUCCUUUCUGGCUUUGGGUGGUGAAUGUUCUGCAAUGAUUGAAAUCUCAGCGCUUCAAAAUUUCUCCAAGUGUCUCAAAAUUUCUCUUGUGAAAUCUUCAAAUGUUAGGAAGGUUGAUAAUAAAUCUGGUAUGAGCAGAGCACCACAUCUCAUCAGAACAGUACAGGAGGAAAACAGCAUUUUCACAGGAAUACCCUCUUCCUGAACAGAGAGCAAGAGCUGCUGACCCAAUAGUGAGAGCAGUCGAGUCUCUAGGCUCUGCCUGUGCAGUCCUACUACAUGCCAAGUGGUCUGUGCUUUUGCAUGCAGUAAAUAGGGUAUUGUUUCAUAGGCAGUGUUACUGAUGUCAAAAGUUUAUGCGUGCUGAAUUGCCUUUUCUCCACGAGCAAAGAUGCCUAUGUUCUGUCUGCACUUUCUAGAGCUUUAAAUAAAUUAAAAAAUGCAUUAAUAUUGUGAAUUACAGUUUUUGUGCUUAUCAUUGACUCUGUGAGCUCAGUGGAAGUUGUUGAUUUGAAAGACCUUAGGUUGUCAAUUCAUCAACAUCUGUCUUAUUCUUUCUGUUUGGGGUACUAAUCAUGGCACAAUAUCUAUAAAUAGUCAAUAUCUAUAAAUAAUCAUCAUGCUUUUUCCAAUAAAUUGCUAUUUUAUGUA